This is a messenger RNA of Archocentrus centrarchus (flier cichlid), 1635 nucleotides long. RefSeq lists its product as uncharacterized. NCBI's taxonomy places the organism in Eukaryota, Metazoa, Chordata, Actinopteri, Cichliformes, Cichlidae. Gene Ontology annotation, molecular function: nucleic acid binding; zinc ion binding. The record is from RefSeq and is a predicted model, not a curated record. Bases 1 to 1392 code for a protein of 463 amino acids. The transcript is spliced from 4 exons.
AUGAGCCGGAGGACCACAGAAGCGAGCAAUCGCUGGUCACGGCUAGUUUUUGAUGGAGAUGCUGAGAAGUACGAAUUAUGGGAGACAAAGUUUUUAGGACACCUUCGACUGCAAGGCUUAAAGGAGGUUAUUUUAAAGCCCGAAGAAGAAUGGGAAGAGGAAGACGGAGAUGACACAAAAAAUGCGGACGCAUACGCAGAGCUUAUCCAGUUCCUCGAUGAUACCAGUCUAUCGCUAGUAAUGCGUGAAGCUGCCGACAACGGAAGAAAGGCUUUAAGGAUUCUAAGAGACUUUUAUGCCAGAAAGGGUAAUCCCCGUGUUAUCAGCCUAUAUACAGAACUGACUUCGCUACAGAAAGCUAACAGCGAGAGUGUGACAGACUAUGUUUUGAGAGCGGAAGCCGCCAUUACAGCAUUAAGAAACGCUGAAGAAACUUUGAGUGAUGGCCUGCUCAUUGCUAUGAUUAUGAAAGGACUACCGGAGUCAUUCAAACCAUUUAUCAUCCAUGUCACACAAAACGAAACUUCAAUGACAUUCACUGACUUUAAAUGUAAAUUAAGGAGUUAUGAGGACACUGAAAAAAUGCGCGCGGUGGCGACGGAGGACAACGUCAUGAAAGCGCGAGCACAGUCAGGCACGAAGUAUGCACAGAUAGAUGUGGGUGAACAAAGAGCAGAUGGCGCCGACUUAGUGUGCUUCAGAUGCGGACAAAAGGGGCACAAAGCUAAAGCAUGCCACCGCAAGAAAUGGUGCAACUUCUGCAAAAGCACCACACACCGAGAGGAAAUGUGCAGGAGAAAACAGCGACUGGAUGAGGCGCGGAAAGCUACUGAUGAAGAGGAUGACAAGGAAUAUGCUUUUCGGCUGAGCGAAGAAAACCAGGAGGUAUGGACGAGUGGUAAAGGUUUGAUGGUGGACACGGGAGCGACCUCGCACAUCAUCACAGACCUUGGAAGAUUUAAAAGAUUUGACAGCAACUUUAAACCCGAGACACACUGCAUUGAACUGGCUGACGGCACCCGAUGCAAAGGAGUAGCGAAAAGAAGAGGAGAGGCAGAGGUGACUUUGAUGGACAGCAGAGGGCGACAUUGCAAGACGAUCCUAAAACAGGCGCUGUACAUCCCCUCUUAUCCACAGGACAUAUUUUCUGUGAAAGCAGCUACUAACAAUGGUGCAACAGUAACUUUCAAACAGGGAGAAGAUGUUCUGAAACAUCAAGAUGGAACAAAGUUUCCCAUCAAAGAGUACAAUAGACUGUACUAUCUACAAACUAGACAUUGGCUGGUGGACAGUCCUCUAAACCAGGUCCCAGUGACGCCUCAGGUGGAGCAGCUGGUGGAUGUAAAAUGGCAGACGGAAAGCAUUUUGUGGACAAACACAGACUCGACCUGAUCCGGAGAGUGAGCAACAUCUCCCCCAUUCUGGAUGAGCUCUAUGACAAUGGAGUGGUCGACCAAGAAGUUUACGACCGGAUCAGAGCUCUGCCGACCUUUCAGGACAAGAUGAGGGAGAUCUACAGGUGUUCCAUGAAUGCUGAGAAAGCCAAAGACAUCUUCUAUAAAAGCCUUUCAGCAAAUGAGAAGUUUCUCAUCGAAGAGCUUCUUACAAAGAAGUAAAUCUGUAAAAAAAAAAAAA